AUGCCUAUGGGGGGUGAUGCAGAUGCGUUGCCCUACCGUCGUUGGUCUGUUAGCGUGGCCUUGCAGUCGUUCUGCGGCGAGCCGUGGGCGCUGUCGCGCGGCCAGGGUGGCUGCGACCACAAAGACACAGGUGAAGAACCGGAACCCACGGAUCCUGCAAGCAGGCAGCAAAAGCUGGAUGCCAUGACACAGGUUUUUGGCGCCCCACUGCAGCUUUGUGAGGACUGUCUCAAGAAGCACAUGAACGACACCGAAGUAAAAGAAAGUCUUCCGCAUUUGUUAGAUGUCUUGCGUCACUGCAACGCUAACGAGAGACUGUUAGAGCGCACAACGGAUGUUCUGUUCGCAUUACAAUUGCCCAUGCCGCCGGGGUCCUCUGAAAAUGUUGGGAGUGUCACAAAGGGGGAUUGUAGUGCCCAAAUGCGUUACGAACUACUGACUUCUUUAGACCCUCUUCUGACGACCGUGUUGUCUCCGGCAGUUUCAGCCGUAGUAGAUGAAUGCUUGAAUGCCAUGGUGCUUGUCUACGGUGCAACUCAAGAGAUGAGACAAUUAGGUGUAAUAGGAACCCCUGAGAAGUGUGGAUUACUACCACAGGGGAUUUUUAUGGUCAUGAACCGCACCGUCGAGCUUCAAGAGCAAGAACUUAAUGCCAUGUCAUGCCCUUUGGCGUCUUCAAGAGUUCCAGGAUCGGUGCAAGGCAGCAAUGAAACGAAUCCUGCCAAUAGCGAUACCAGCAUUUCCGGGACUCAUCGUUUUGUCCGUGCCGAGUCAACAUUCAUCGCUUUUGAUGCGGCGUGCAUCGUGGAUCUUCUUGAUUUGAGCAACGACUGCGUGGAACUUGCCUUGCACCUGGAAGGCCCUCCGUCGACGCGCCAUCAUGAUGAGAGUAAAAAGACACAUCCCGACUUGAACGGCGAUGUACCAGCUGAAGCCUACGUGUGUCAUGCCCGAGCAAUGCCGGCUGAGCACGCCAAUCAUGCCCUGGAGGCACUCGAUAUAGGUCUUGGCAACUUCACCUGUGCCACGGAAAUGGGGCUAUUGCAUUCUAGCGCAGGAACUUCGCUUCUUUUUUCCCUAACGCUCUUUACUGAUGAUUGUCACUCGGCAACCUUUCACUUUCUCUGCCUUGCCGAGGAUGCCGCUGUGCAGAAUUGGUUGUCUUCUUCUACACCGGCACGCAGUCAGGCGGUACCCGAUGGGGAAAAACCCGACUGGUCAACCAGGCAAAACAUGACGCUGCCAGGAAUGCUUGACCACAACACCGCGACCAUGUUGGUUCCCUCGCUUUGCUUUGGCAACCUUCUCACCUCAGUGCUUGUCUGCGGUUACAAUUCCAUUACGGCUCUUCAACGACUCGCUAGGGACCUCAAUUUUGCCGUGACGGGAUGUCGCAUGAUGACGGUGCCUCAACUCACUGAUGUUACGCGACAGCGUUCCCAUCAGCCAUUACCACCUGAGUGGGAGGAGAGGUUCACACAAGACGGAAGGAGGUAUUAUGUCGAAAAAACAAGUAGACGGUCAACAUGGGAUGAUCCACGUAUCAAGUUGAAGGAGCGACGGAGAAGAGAUUCACUGGACUAUCCUGAUGACGCACACAGAGGGAAAGACUUUGCGGUUCCGUCGUUGCGGCGAUCUCUUCACAUACCACUUGACAAGGAGGACAAACCAUUUCUUGAUGAAGAGCUUCGAGACGCAUGCAGAGGAAGGUUGUCCAGCAAAAAAGCGGGGUCGGAGGAGCCACCGUACAACAUUGUGAUUGUCGACACGGAAAAUGAGCGGCACGUGGUGCUGGGAUGCACGCCACAGCGGCAACCGGAUGCGACGCAGGCGCCGAAGAUCUUCACUCUCACGGGGGUUGGGACCCACGUGGUGGGUGAGAUUUCCCCUGCGGCCAGAACGGAUCCCAAGGCAAUACGCGACGGGCGAUUGGCGGAGGCUUUCAAGGAUGAAAGCCCAAUUUUCCCUGAUGAGGGCGAUGAGAAAGAGGAGGAGGCGGGGGCUGCUGACACGAGGCAAACGUCAGCAAAGGAUGAAGCGGACCGUACGGGGAAGGAGGUGUACGAGGUCGAAGAGCUUAAGCUUGAAACUUCACACAAGCCAUGCGUGGAAGAAGCUGCGGAGAGCGAGGAGGUACGAGGGGAGGGAAACAAUGUAAACGGACCCGAGAGCCAAGCAGGGAUAAAAAAAAUCUAUUCAAGUGUGUUGAGAGGUGCUGAAGGCAACUUCUCCCCAGGAGAUACUCCCAGGAGCAAUGCGGAUGCUGCUCCGUCAUCGGCGUCGGAGGCAGCACCUAUUUGUGUCCGCAUAACUCCAGAAAUGCAGGAAUUGGAGUCCCUCGUGGAAGAGUUCUCACAUUUUUAUCAGGCGGCUUGUGAGACACAGAAACGUGUUGAGCAACUUGAACAAGAGGUAGCCCGCAUGCAAAAAGAGUUGGAGGAAACGAAGGAAGUGGAGAAUCAACUGCGUCGUGAAAGGGAGACGGUUAAACUACUCCGUGAACAGCUUGCUGCGGUGCACUUCGCGGAAAAAGGCGCAUGCAGGCCGCUUGAACAGAGUGAGCCACAGCUAUCUGAGGUACGAAGCGGCAUGUAG
This is a messenger RNA of Trypanosoma conorhini, 2595 nucleotides long. RefSeq lists its product as uncharacterized. The transcript has a single exon. NCBI's taxonomy places the organism in Eukaryota, Euglenozoa, Kinetoplastea, Trypanosomatida, Trypanosomatidae. Gene Ontology annotation, molecular function: transcription coactivator activity; protein binding. The coding region runs from base 1 to 2595 and encodes 864 amino acids. Gene Ontology annotation, cellular component: nucleus; cytoplasm. Gene Ontology annotation, biological process: hippo signaling; positive regulation of transcription by RNA polymerase II. The record is from RefSeq and is a predicted model, not a curated record.